Messenger RNA from Hippocampus comes (tiger tail seahorse), 968 nucleotides. RefSeq names its product myogenic differentiation 1 (gene myod1). Gene Ontology annotation, biological process: regulation of transcription by RNA polymerase II; positive regulation of skeletal muscle fiber development; muscle organ development. The transcript is spliced from 2 exons. The record is from RefSeq and is a predicted model, not a curated record. The coding region runs from base 186 to 938 and encodes 250 amino acids. Lineage: Eukaryota; Metazoa; Chordata; Actinopteri; Syngnathiformes; Syngnathidae. Gene Ontology annotation, molecular function: protein dimerization activity; RNA polymerase II cis-regulatory region sequence-specific DNA binding; DNA-binding transcription factor activity, RNA polymerase II-specific.
UCGCCCUCCUCAGCACGCCCACGCGUGACCCGGCAGGUAUAAGAAGUUCGGAGAGGGUGCGGGGGUUCACAUCAAGUGCCAGUGAGCGGACUCUAUACCCCCCACCCAUCCACCAACCGCGACCCCACCUCCAACAUGAGCAGCAGUUAAGGCGGCUGGCUGCAGGGCUACUUCCGGUGGGGAGCAUGGAGCUAUCGGACAUGUCGUUCAAUCUGGCGGGCGCGGGCUGUCCGGGCGACGACUUCUACGACGACCCGUGCUUCGACACGAGCGACAUGCGCUUCUUCGAGGACCUGGACCCCCACCUGGACCCCCGCCUGGUGCACGCGGCGGGCCUGCUGCAGGCCUGCAAGCCGGACGACUCGUCGUCGUCGUCGUCGUCGUCGUCCGGGUCUUCGCCGCAGCGCGUGCAUUCCCGCGGGCAGCACGCGCGCGGUGCUGCGGGUGAGGACGACGAGCACGAGCACGUGCGCGCGCCCAGCGGCCACCACGCGGCGGGCCGCUGCCUGCUGUGGGCGUGCAAGGCGUGCAAGCGCAAGACCACCAACGCCGACCGGCGCAAGGCCGCCACGCUGCGCGAGCGCCGCCGCCUGGGGAAAGUCAACGACGCCUUCGAGACGCUCAAGCGGUGCACGUCGGCCAACCCCAACCAGCGGCUGCCCAAGGUCGAGAUCCUGCGCAACGCCAUCGGAUACAUCGAGGCGCUGCAGGCGCUGCUGCGCGCCGGGGCCGCCGCCGCCGCCGCCCCUUCUGCCGGCGACGCCUGCUACCCGCUGGUGGAGCGCUACGCCGCCGACUCGGACGCCUCCAGCCCCCGCUCCAACUGCUCCGACGGCAUGGCGGACUUCAACGGGCCGAGCUACCCUUCGUCCAAGCGAGCCACUUUUGACGCCAGCAACUUUUUCAAUGACGACAACGGCAACGGUAAGAGACCGUGACGUCAGCGGCCUCCAAAUUAUUGUCCCACU